AUGAAGGCAUACUUGAAAGCAUAUGACAUGUGGGAUGCUAUAGAGAAGGAUGAUGAUGUUGAUAUUCUUCCAGAGCAUCCAACAACUGCACAGAAGAAGAGUCAUGUUGAAGCUACAACCAAGAAGUACAAGGCUCUCACUGCAAUUCAUUCAGCAGUGAGUGAAGAGAUGUUUACAAGACUUAUGACUUGUGAUACAGCCAAACAAGCAUGGCUCAAACUCAAGGAGGAGUAUGAGGGUGACUUGAAGGCCAGAAGAGUUCAAGUUCUCAACUUGAGAAGAGAGUUUGAAAUAUUGCGGAUGAAGGAUGGAGAAACUGUCAGGGAGUUUGCUGACAAAGUAAUGAAUGUCGUGAACCGGGUUUGUCUACUUGGAGAGGAACUCACAGACCAAAGAGUAGUGGAGAAGGUACUAGUUAGCUUGCCUGAGAGGUUUGAGCAUAAAAUUGCAUCCUUAGAAGAUUCCAAAGACCUUACAGUGAUGAGCGUUGGUGAAUUGGUGAGUUCUCUUCAAGCUGUGGAGCAAAGACAAAAACAUGAGAAAAAGAUGAGAAAGAGUUCGAGAGGAAAGCAAGGUAAGACAGAGAUUGGUGGUCACGAGAAGACUAAGUUUCGGAAGAAAACAUUCAAAAAAAGGCGCUUGGGAAGUUUACUGAGGACUACAAAGAAGCUAAAUGUGCAAGAUGGGAGUCAAAGCAAUACCUAUGUGAAGAAGAAAUGUAAGCAAUUUGGUCAUAUUGAGAAGGUGUGCAAGUCUGAUCAACAACAACCAAAAGCUCGGUGGGUCGAAGAAGUGGAACGUGAUGAAGAGAUGAUGUUUAUGGCCUUUGAGAAGGAAAAUUCGGAAGUGAAUGCAAGAGAAGUCCCGGUUGUCGGAUAG
Messenger RNA from Dioscorea cayenensis subsp. rotundata (Guinea yam), 879 nucleotides. RefSeq lists its product as uncharacterized. The transcript has 2 exons. The record is from RefSeq and is a predicted model, not a curated record. Bases 1 to 879 code for a protein of 292 amino acids. NCBI's taxonomy places the organism in Eukaryota, Viridiplantae, Streptophyta, Magnoliopsida, Dioscoreales, Dioscoreaceae.